Neurospora tetraspora is the source of this 1536-nucleotide messenger RNA. RefSeq lists its product as uncharacterized. The transcript is spliced from 2 exons. NCBI's taxonomy places the organism in Eukaryota, Fungi, Ascomycota, Sordariomycetes, Sordariales, Sordariaceae. The record is from RefSeq and is a predicted model, not a curated record. Bases 340 to 1338 code for a protein of 332 amino acids.
CCAAAAAGUCGCUGAUAACAGCUUGACCCCCCUGACGUCGUUGUUGCCAGAUUCCAAACUCAAAAGCUCUGGAUCUCCUUCCAGUCCAACCAACUUGAAACCGCAGCCGGCCUCACCUUUCCCGCCAUCGCGCAAGCGGCGCGACUCCUUCUUCUUCGAUCUACAAACACCGGCCACUUUCGCGUUCCAAAAGCGCUCGAUCGACAACAAUCAGCUCUCGCGAAUUGCCUGUCCAGCUUUCGUCGCGACACCAUCCGCGGCCAUCCAUUUAUUACCGAUCGCAAACCUAUACACUUACAUCCCGACCUCACAGCGACAUACCCACGAACAACAAUAAAAAUGGAGAAAUUCUCCCAAUUCCGCGACCGCGGCUCCGGCAUCUCCCCCUUCAUGCCCUCCCCGGCGCCCGAAUCCUCCCUUCCCUCCCGACUAUUUGGUCCCCUAAUCUUCCUGCUCCGCCUCCCCUUCUUCCUCCUCUACACCACCACCUACUUCCUCCUCCUCCCACUCCUACCUUCUCCCCUCCGCAAGCUUCUGCUAUGGGGCAUCUUCGCCCUCACGGGAACCUGGUGGUCCGACCUGCAACUCGACGGCGUCAAGCGCGGCUCGCUUUCUCAACAACCCCCCACUCGCAUCCCGCGCGCGGGCACGGUGAUCGCGGCGAACUUUACGAGUCCGUUGGAUGCGGUUUACUUGGCGGCGGUGUGGGAUUGUGUUUUUGUGCAGAGUUUCCCCGGCUCCCGGCUCGUGCGGAAACUUUCGCUCUGGCAGGCUGUAACCCUCGCGCUCAGCCCGCGCCAGUUGUUGGGUGGACCCGGACAAAACGAAAAGUUGACGACGAUUGCCAAGUUGCUGAAGGAAUACCCGACUAGAGCGAUUGCCGUGUUUCCCGAGUGCGCGACUACGAAUGGAAAGGGUAUCUUGCCGCUGAGCCCUUCGCUGCUUACCGUUCCGAGCUCGACGCAGAUUUUCCCCUUGAGCUUGCGGUAUACACCUGUGGACGACACCACGCCGGUUCCUGGGGGAGUGAAGGUGUGGUGGGGGUUCCUGUGGAAGUUGCUGGCUAGGCCGACGCAUUGUAUUAGGAUUCGCAUUGGCGAGGGGGUGGUGAAUACGGUGGGGGCUAGCAAUGGUGUUUCGCAUGGUGAAAGUUCGGGGGUUGACGGCGUCCGUGGAAGACAGGGAGAGGAUGGGGAUGGAGAGUUGACGGCGGAGGAGCAGAGGGUUUUGGAUAAAGUGGCGGAGACGUUGGCGAGGUUGGGUAGGGCGAAGAGGGUUGGGUUGACGGUGGAGGGUAAGAAGAAUUUUGUGAAGGCUUGGGAGAAGAGGAGGAGGUAAUUCUAGAUGGUGCGGGACAGGUGGAUGGAUUGAUGUAUAGACGUGUGACUUAUGAGGACGGUUUACGAGAUUAAUGAGGAUGCUAUGGGUAUAGUUCGGCAUAGCAUUGCGAGUAGGAGCUGUUAUAUUUCUACCGGGCAUUGGAAAACCAAGCAUUCAUUACUUUACGUGACACUCCGAAUCACUGUGAUAAUCACC